Messenger RNA from Ornithodoros turicata, 1858 nucleotides. RefSeq names its product 1-acylglycerol-3-phosphate O-acyltransferase ABHD5-like. Gene Ontology annotation, cellular component: mitochondrion; lipid droplet. Lineage: Eukaryota; Metazoa; Arthropoda; Arachnida; Ixodida; Argasidae. Bases 209 to 1582 code for a protein of 457 amino acids. The transcript is spliced from 8 exons. The record is from RefSeq and is a predicted model, not a curated record. Gene Ontology annotation, molecular function: carboxylic ester hydrolase activity; lysophosphatidic acid acyltransferase activity. Gene Ontology annotation, biological process: phosphatidic acid biosynthetic process; lipid homeostasis.
CCAGUGGCUAGCUAUGCCGCUAUGCAGUGGUGUUACGGAAGUGUGAGUUGUGUGGCUCGUGAUCUUGCUCGUGAUGUAACAUGCAAUCGCGCAGCGCAGCUGUGUCAGCUGUGUAUUUAGCUCUCGCACCAACGCAGGAAACUUGCUAUCUGUGCGAAGUUGUUCAAUAGUAUUUCUGUAAAUUUACGAUAUAUGAACACACUUAGCAAUGGUCUUUGAAGAAUGGUCCACACCGCCGGUGUCAAAAGGGAGUACAGUAAUAUCCAAAUACCUUUGCCUCGCUCUCAGGGCCGUCUGCAGGUGGGGCGAAGGGAGCUGCCGCCACCCCCCUCCUUUCAUGCAUAGACAUCAGACAGGGUUGUGGCUGGUGCGUAAUGCCUGUCUCUUAGCAGACAGCAUUCUGAAUCGGCUGGUUGACCUUAUUCCUAGUUGGCUGUCUGGCUAUCUCCGAUGGUGUCCGACAUCUCCAGAGCAGCUUGAGCAGGCAGAGAAAACUCUUCUAAAAUAUGUUAAGAAUACCUACAGCACAAGGUAUGUGCCCAUUCAAGCGGUUCGCGGAUGCUCAGGCCAGCAUCACAUCUGGUCGCUGGAGAUGAAACCUCCAGGAACUGCUAGUGAGAAGCUUCCUUUGGUGAUGGUGCAUGGAUUUGCAUCAGGGCUGGCCCUCUGGGUUUUGAACCUGGAUGAACUUAGUCGAGACCGGCCCGUUUAUUGUUUUGAUCUGCUUGGCUUUGGUCGCAGUUCACGCCCCACAUUUUCGUCGGAUGCGAUAGAAGUGGAACAGCAAUUUGUAGAAAGCAUUGAAAACUGGCGCAAAUCAGUGGGACUGGAACGUUUUAUACUUCUGGGUCACAGCAUGGGUGGCUUUUUGGCAUCUGCGUAUGCUUUGCUGCAUCCCAGUCAUGUGGCACACCUGGUACUAGCUGAUCCUUGGGGCUUUCCUGAACGUCACCUGCCUUCCAACAAGACCUUACAGUUGCCAGCAUGGGUCAAAGCUGUGUCCACAGUUCUCCGACCUUUUAAUCCUUUGGCUGGGCUACGUGCAGCAGGACCUCUAGGUCCAAGACUUGUGGAGAAGGUCCGACCAGACAUCCAGAAGAAGUACGAGCAUGUCAUUACGAACCCAGAAAUCAUCUCUAGCUACAUCUAUCACUGCAAUGCACAGACUCCAAGUGGCGAAGCAGCAUUCAAGGCAAUGUCUACACAAUUUGGCUGGGCAAAACACCCAAUGGUGAACCGAAUCCUUGAUCUGCACAAAGGUGUACCUAUGACAUUUAUUUACGGCUCAAGAUCAUGGAUUGACAAGCAGCCAGGAAUCCAUGUGCAGCGAUUACGAGAAGACAGUGAUGUUGACAUUGAGAUUCUAGACGGAGCAGGUCAUCAUGUGUAUGCUGACAGACCUGACCUUUUUAAUGAUGUUGUUAGUGGCAUCUGCCGCAGUGUGGACGACUUUGAGAACGUUGGACAUUUGCCGGCACGAAGGUCCUCCUGGUUGCAAGGGACUGCUCAAGGAUGUGUUGACCUUGAAGAUGAAAAAUCCAUCCCGGCAAGCAUGAGCUUCGCUAGUGAAAAUCCUUGGUAGCUCUAGUGCAAUUCCUAUUCUGACUUUGUAGUUUUAUGCUGCAUAUAUACCACAUCACCAAGCCCACCAAUGCUAGCACAAGAACUUCCUGAGACCCAAGUCUAGAGCAAGUGGGUAAUACAUUAUGCUCAUGUCCAUCAUGAACUGUCACUCCUUCAGCCAAGCAUUCUGAAAGCAUUAAUUUGACAUAUUUUAUGGUUGCAUGUACAUGCUGUAUAGUUUACCCAUUUUACAACGUAUGUCCAUCAGAAAAAGUAAAAUUAUUUAUCGGUUUUG